AUGGCUAUCACAAAGUUUAUCGGCGGAUAUGUUUUCCACUCUCAAGCUCUCAUCGCCGAUGCCUACCAUGCCCUUAUGGAUCUCGUGUCUGACUUCUUAACCCUCGGCACCGUUGCAUUAUCUCUCAAGCCUCCGAGUGAACGGUUUCCAAACGGAUAUGGAAAGGUGGAGAGCAUCGGUGCUCUCGGAGUGAGCAGCUUGUUGCUUUGCGGUGGCGUGUUCAUGGGACUCAAUGCAGGACAGGUCUUGCUGUCUCAUUGCUACCCCGAAUUAGCUGAAACACUAGCCCACUCGGGACUUCUAGGUCACGGGCAUUCACAUAGCCAUGGAAUUGACGUGACAGGCCCUAGCAUCCAUGCAGCCUGGUUGGCCGGAGCCUCCAUAAUUACCAAGGAAUGGCUCUACCAUGCCACCAUGAAGGUUGCCGAAGAGCGUAAAUCACCCGUCCUCGCGUCCAACGCUAUCCACCACCGAAUUGAUUCCCUUACAAGUAUUGUGGCACUGUUUACAAUUGGUGGAAGCUAUCUCUUCCAAGACGCUUCCUGGCUGGAUCCGGUUGGUGGCCUUUUGAUUUCUCUGAUGGUCAUCAAGGCCGGCUGGGGCAACACUAUGACAUCCCUCUUGGAGCUGGCAGAUACGACAGUGGACGAUGAGAUCAAGACCUCCGUGCACAAUUUCGCCUCCGAAGCUUUGAAGGCUCACGAAGAUGGAGAGCAGGUGAUCAUUCGUGAUAUCCAAGGCCUGAAGUCAGGACAAAACUACUUGAUGGAAAUUGAGCUUGCUGUGCCCGGGGAAUGGGCAAUCACUCGCUCUCGAGCUGUGGAGGAGGCUGUCCGCAAGAAUAUUGGUUCUGGUGUUCGUGGUGUGAAGCGAGUACGUGUGCGCUUUGUUCCUACAAAGCAGCAGGAACUUACCUUCUCCGAGGAAUUCAUUACGCCUGAAUAUGGAGCAAGCCAGGAGCCCAAAGAAAAAGAACAUAAGCAUUAA
Penicillium taxi is the source of this 987-nucleotide messenger RNA. Its product is annotated as cation diffusion facilitator family transporter. Lineage: Eukaryota; Fungi; Ascomycota; Eurotiomycetes; Eurotiales; Aspergillaceae. The transcript is spliced from 2 exons. The coding region runs from base 1 to 987 and encodes 328 amino acids. Gene Ontology annotation, biological process: monoatomic cation transport; transmembrane transport. Gene Ontology annotation, cellular component: membrane. Gene Ontology annotation, molecular function: monoatomic cation transmembrane transporter activity. The record is from RefSeq and is a predicted model, not a curated record.